This is a messenger RNA of Styela clava, 813 nucleotides long. The record is from RefSeq and is a predicted model, not a curated record. NCBI's taxonomy places the organism in Eukaryota, Metazoa, Chordata, Ascidiacea, Stolidobranchia, Styelidae.
AUGAAUCAGCAGCAUCAUGACAAAUGUUCUCUGGAUAUUGAAACCAUUAAUAAAAAGAUAAAGUUUGAAUGUGAGGUAUGCGGGAAACAAUACUCUACGAAAGGCACCAUGAAUCAACACCUCAAAAAACAUUUUGCGAAGAAGACUCAUGAAUGUACUGCUUGCGGAAAAAGAUUUAUAUUCAAACGUUACCUGGAUAAACACAUUAUUUCCCACGCCCAUCCAGACUUGAAACCGCAUGAAUGUGGAAUAUGCAAGAAAAAAUUUUCUGUUUUAAGUGUCUUGAAAAUACAUCUACUCAUUCAUUCGGAAAACAGAAAGUACCAUACAUGUGAAAUAUGUGGGAAAAAAUUGACAAGUAUGAGAAAUCUGGAAGAACACAUGUUAAGUCAUAUUGGUGUCAAAUUACAUAAAUGUGAAAUAUGCGAAAAGAAACUUACUACUGCUGGUGGUUUGAAAGUGCACUUGAGAACUCAUUCGAAAGAAAAGCCGUAUGCGUGUGAGACAUGUGAAAAAACGUUUAGUCGUAGCAGUAACCACAACAGACAUUCGAAAAACCAUACUGACAAGAGAGGAUAUAAAUGUGAAAUUUGUUCGAAAAUAUUUAGUUGGAAAAGCAGUCUUAAAUUGCAUAUGGGAACCCACAUCGGUGACAAGAGGUAUCAAUGUGGAAAAUACUUGACUGGAACUCAUAGUUUAAAUCGUCAUCAAGUUGUUCAUAGUGCAGAAAGAAAUCAUAAUUGUCCAUUGUGUGACAAAUCAUUUAAGCGUGCAGACGAUGUGGAUAAACAUUUGCGUGUGCACACUAGUUAG